ACUGACCCUGUAAGCCUGGUUUCCUUCUAGGCCCAAGCUUCUCCUCGAACGGUUUCCUAUUCACUUCCCAGUCUUCGUUCCCCGAGUACGAACCUCGGAGCUCGGUUCAAUUACAGACUUUUACCAAGGUCCCCGAGAUAUAUCCUUCCGCGGAUCUCUUCGUCCUCCUAAACUAAAACGAGAUUUAGGAGUUUCAGACAUGAGGGUUCUUGUGAUUUGUGCUCUCCUAUUAGCCGCUGAUCUCGCUGUCGCGAGUGCCUUUAGCAGCGAUGAAUUCGAUGAAUUCUUCCGUGAUGAAUUCGACCAGAUUCCCACCCGAAUCCGACGGUCGUCGGAGGUGAAAAAAGGACGCGAUACUGCGCAGGGAGACGGUGAGAAAAAGAAGAAGCCUCGUCGUUCUUGCUGCGGUGAAAAUGACGACCUGAAAAUCCUCUGGGGCGACGGCGUCAGGGACAUUAAGAAGGAGUGUUUCGAUCAAGCGAAGAAGGCUACCGAAGUCGUGAGAAAAGCCAGAAUGAUGGAAGAAUACGAGGGAUUCAUUCACGGUAACAGAACCAAAGACGAAUACAUUUGCGCUGUGCAGUGCAUCGGUCAGAAGAAGGAAGUUCUGGACCACAUGGGAAACGUGAUGAAAGAAAGUAUGGGAGAAUACGUGAAAAAUACAUAUUCAUCGGAACCAUGGAAGGUGAUGAUAGCAGAUCAAGUUUUGGAAAAGUGUUUCACGGAAACGCAAAAGCCCAGCGAAGGUGAAGUGUCAACGGAUAACGGUGCAGUCACAAACGGGCGAUCGGUGCAGGCCAAGUGCAAUAAAAACGGGAUCGCCUUCAUUCACUGUCUCUGGCGAGAGAUGCAAUUGAAUUGUCCGGCCGACCAGCUGCGUGACAGCCGAAAAUGCAACAGACUUCGAGAGAGGCUACGUUUACAGGAAUCUGCCGUCAAUAACGGGACUGAGCGCAGUCUUUUCUGAUGACAUACACGCGUUGGAAGUUAUCUUUAAGUUACUUUACUUUAUUUAAUUUAAUCCGAAAAAAUCACUCGUAUAAUAUUCGACGUAUAACAUUUUAUCUUGUUAGUUUUUUUCAAAUUAUUAUUUAUUAA
Messenger RNA from Diprion similis, 1098 nucleotides. RefSeq lists its product as uncharacterized. The transcript has 8 exons. The record is from RefSeq and is a predicted model, not a curated record. Gene Ontology annotation, molecular function: odorant binding. Bases 200 to 967 code for a protein of 255 amino acids. NCBI's taxonomy places the organism in Eukaryota, Metazoa, Arthropoda, Insecta, Hymenoptera, Diprionidae.